AUGAGCGGAAGCUUAUUAUUCAAGCCCAUUAAGAUCGGACCUCUUUCUCUCAAGAACAGAAUCAUGAGAUCCCCAUGUGUUAUGAAUGAUAGUGAUCCAAACGGAUUUCCAUCAAAUAAAUUACUUUCUUACUACAAAGAACUGGCUAUUGGUGAAACGGGAUUGAUUACUCCUGGUGCUGUUUACUUAAAAAAGCCUGGAAAGAACUGUUCUCAGCAAGCUGGUUUAGAAACUGAUUAA
This is a messenger RNA of Trichomonas vaginalis G3, 240 nucleotides long. Its product is annotated as FMN binding. The transcript has a single exon. Lineage: Eukaryota; Parabasalia; Trichomonadida; Trichomonadidae. The record is from RefSeq and is a predicted model, not a curated record. The coding region runs from base 1 to 240 and encodes 79 amino acids. Gene Ontology annotation, molecular function: FMN binding; oxidoreductase activity.